Messenger RNA from Amphimedon queenslandica, 8288 nucleotides. Its product is annotated as inositol 1,4,5-trisphosphate receptor type 3-like. The coding region runs from base 69 to 8165 and encodes 2698 amino acids. Gene Ontology annotation, cellular component: membrane. Gene Ontology annotation, biological process: calcium ion transmembrane transport. The transcript has 71 exons. Lineage: Eukaryota; Metazoa; Porifera; Demospongiae; Haplosclerida; Niphatidae. The record is from RefSeq and is a predicted model, not a curated record. Gene Ontology annotation, molecular function: calcium channel activity.
AGCAGUCAGUAGUCAUUGCACAGUAACCAGUUUAUUGCAGUACACAUUUGCAGUAAAUCUUGUUCAACAUGGCCACUCCUCCUAGUGGUUCAUUAAGGAUAGGGGAUACUGUAUUGUUUAGGAUUAACAAUGGAUUUGUGUAUUCAGAGCUAUCAAGUUCUCCUUAUAACUUCAUGAUGGUUUCUGGUGACACUGAAGAGCUACCUAAUGUGAACUUUGCUGUGUUCAAGGUACUAGCUCCUAACAAGUACAAGGCACGUCAUCAUCUUGCAGAGUUGGAACAGAGAAAGAGUGAAGAAUAUGAAAUAUUGAAUGCUAAACGAGCAUUGGAAGUGGAGAACACUGAGAAUGAGAUUGAACAAGCUAGAAGAUAUGGAUCAAGAGUAUUAUAUGGAGACUCUGUCCAGUUGCAGCAUGUUUCAUCUAAGAAGUUUGUGUCCGUUCAUUCAGAAGCUUCAAAAACAGAGAGCAACAAUCUUCUAAUCAGUUUGUCCAGUGUCAAUGCUGAAGGUUGUGUUUUUAAAGUCCUCCCUCGGUAUAAAGUGAGAUCUGAAGGCGACGAGGUUCGAUUUCGUGACCAGCUCAAGAUUGAGAGUAUGAAGACACAAGGCCAGUUCCUCCACUCCAGUAACAGGACACUGGGAGCUUCUAAUGCCAGCUUCAAUGUACUGAAGGACUGUUUUGAGUUGAAUCUCUCUGCUACUGAAUCAGCUCUUACUCUAAUUUCUCACUUCUCUCCAUCUUCUAACAAGAUUGACGACAAAGCUUUGAGAGCUGGCAGUUGUGUGAGAUUGUUCCACAAAGAAGAUGAGUGUUACAUUGUAGCUGAAGGAUCUUUUGCUGAACUUGAUAAUCCUAUCAUUGAGGAUGUUCAUUGUAGAAUGAGAAGAGUUGACAAUAGGAAACAUGGUGAGCCUUCAACCUCCUCUAAUACAUACUGGCAGAUUGAGAAGCAAGAGAACCCAAUUGAUGGUAAUGUCAUAUCUUGGGGUGACAGAUGCAGACUGAAGCACUUACCAACAAGAUCCUACCUUGCAGUGCAGAAAGAAGGAGAGCAAGACUGGAAGGUUACUUUAACAGAGGAGAAAGGUCUGGAUACAAUAUUCAGUUUCUCACCACUGAUUCAAGAAGGAGAUGAAGUUUUGCUUGAAUCAUAUGCACUUAUUAAACACAGGGUCAGUGGGAGGUGGCUUCAUUUAGAUAAACAAAGUAAAUAUGAACGAGUUGGUUUUGAUUCAAAGGCUAAAGGACUGGCUGGACUACAAUGGGACUCUGCUGAAUUAUAUAAAUUGACUACCAGUGCAGACAGAGGAGAUUAUGAUUCAUUUACACUACAAGAGGUCAAAGAAGAUCUGGUGGAUAGAUUCAAUUUUGUAGCUGGUAUUGUACCAGUACUUACUGCAUUUAUUAGAAGUUGCUUUGAUGGCAGUGACAUCAAACAGAAGCAAGGUGUACGUGUGAGAGAGUCUCUUAAAGAUUUAAAGAAAUGGCUAGUGACAGACAGAGACAGAGACACUAAGAAUAACCAGAAACUGCUUAGGAAUUUAAGAGUAUUGGAACAAUUGGCAGAGAUACUUAAAGCAGUUGAAGAGUUAUCUAGUCGAUCAAAACACUUUAUUGUGGAAAUUGGUCGUGAAUGUUAUAACGUCAUUCAAAAGUUUUUGGAAGGAGACAGUCGAAAGAAUGAGAACUAUCUUGCACAUUUUAUUGAAUUUUUUCAAACACAGAUGGGUCAAGGUUUAAAUGCAGAGGAAGUAUUAGUUGAAAUAGUUCAGGACAACUUAACUAUUGUAUCAACAAUGGCUGACACUCAGAUGAGCAAUAUGAUCAAGCAAUUCGUUGAAACACAAGACCCAAGGUUCUUGGAGUUUCUCAGUUCACUUUGUGUGUGUGCAGAUAGACCAAUCCCAUCAACACAAAUUCGAUUGCUGAAUGAACUAGUGAGACCUCAUGGAAGAGAUAUAUUCCUGCAAACUGAAGUUGAUCGCAUAGCAGAGACUGGAGAGGAGAGGGUGUUUGUUCGUGGUCCCUCAGUGAAUGACAAGUUGAUAUCAAUGCGUAAGAUUAAUCCACCAGAGGACAAGAAAAGACAAAUUAGGAGAUCUACCUCAGAGAAAAAAGAUAAAAGGGACCCUUAUGAACUGUUGCUAGCCCAGUUACACUUUAUAGCUAAACUGUGCAAGGGCAAUAACAAUGAGACCAUAUCUGCACUGAUGUAUAGUGAAGAGAAUUCAACUGGGUACAUUGGUUUUAAUGAAGCUAUUACUGUUGUUAAAGAUGCUCAAAUUGAUUCUACUUUGAGAUCCUGUUAUGUUGAACUGAUUCUUGUUAUGUUUGUUGAUGUUGGAGAGAACAGGUCAUUCCUAGACCACCUCUGCUACUCUUUUGUUUAUGAUGGACUAAGUGCCACUCCUUAUGAUGAUACUGGAGAUGAGGAGACCAUUGCUCUAACUGGGGUUGAAAACCUUCACUUCCCUGACCUAAAGAACUGGAUAUUAGACACUAUUAAUAGCAGAACAGAGCUGAGGUCUCAUUCCAGUUUCAUUAAGCAAAACGAGUAUCUUUCUCAUGUACUUGAACUAUUGGGGUAUUUGGUACGAUAUGGUUACUAUGACGACUUGGGAGAUGUUGACGAUACAAUGAUACCUCUGAUUAAACUACUUGAUGGACACACUGACCUACCAUCACUACCUAAUGAAGAUGAUACUGAAGAAAUGACUGAGUUCAUAUCUCAGUUCAGGGCCUCUGGUAGGAAGAUGGACACACCUGAAAACAAAGCUGUCUUUGGUGUGAAGUGCAGGGCCCUGGAAGUUUUGGAACUUUUCUUUCGUUUCAAAUUUUACGUCAAGUUACAAAAAUUCAUGUAUGAUUUUAUUGUCCUUCAAACUAAAAGAAUUCGUGUUCAAAGUUUUUCAUUCCAUCAGUCGACAGAAGAGGCUGAUCCACCUGUGGCUUUGUCCCAAUUGAUUCAACUGCCUGAGAAUGACUGUUCUAUUGUACACAGUUCAAGAAUGAUUAGCAUGACAAGAGAUCGUAUAAAGUACUUGUGUGGAGGUUGCAUUGAUGGAGGUGGUUUUGCUCCAGCUGAUAAAGGUGUCCCUAAACUAGAAGAAGUAUUACUUGAUCUUUCAGAGUAUGAUUGUGAUGAAUUGGUAACAGCAUCUCUUGAUCUGUUGACUCAAAUGUACUUCUUUGAAGAGGAGCUGUUCCAAAAGGCACAUCAGGGUCAACUACUGACAGCUCCAGAGUCAUUGAAGGAUUUCAAACUAGUUAAGGACGACAUACUACCUGAACUGAGGCAGCUCCUAAGAGUUGAUGCUAAUCGUGAGAAUCAGGACAGGGUUGAGUAUCUAAUGCAACAACUGAAGGGCCUUUGUAUCAUGAGAGGAAGUGAUGAUCCGAAUAAACAAAAUCAACUGAUGCUUGAUAACUUUGGACUUGUAUCAGAACUGGUCAGUUUUGUAUUGUCCAAUGAAAGUCAAGAGUCACAAGUAGAAACUGCUUCUGCCACUGAAGAUGAUGCUAAAGACAUUAAAGGUGCAGCAUUGCCAGUGGGUAAAGGAGUCUGCCAUGAAUGCUUGUGUUUACUGCGCCAUCUAGCAACUGACAAUAUCUCUGUUCAGAAGAGACUAUUCAAUAGGAUUGAUGAUUUACUUGACAUUACAGUCCCUGUACCAGUUCUUUCAGACCUUGCUGACCUCAUCACUGAAGUGUUCACUGGUGGACCUGAGCUUAUAUUAAAAGUCACUGAAGAUCACAUUGAAAAGAUAUUUGGAAUAAUGAAAGAUUCUGAGAAUUGUAAUGUACAAGCACAAUUUAUGGUGACACUUGAAGCAAUGGCUAAAAUUGAAGAAUUUAAUCUACCGGUUGCUCGUAACCAGGCCCAAAUUAUUAAAAACUUUUGUCAGUUGGACAGAAAAGGUUUUUGUAAGAUUGUACUGGGAGAAGAUAAAGAUAUUGAAGAACAAAGAAUGGACCUUUUAGAAACAGAUGAUGAUGACAGCCCUCAGCUACAACUCCUUCUUAAUGUCACUGACAUGUUAGCUGCUUGUGCUGAAGGAAAGCACAGGUUUAUAGAGUCUGUAUGCCAGAAUAUUCUAUCAAUUGAUGAACUAAUCAACAUAAUGACUAGUAAUUUGCCUCCUAAUCGUAAAAGACCUUUUGUUCGUUUCCUUAUAUGGGUAUACAUGGUAACGCAGGAGGACCAGCGAGGACAGCAGGGAGCCACUCUUAGUCACGGAGAUCUCAUGUGGGGCUAUCUAAAGCACAUGGCUGAAUUCCUUGAGAAUAUAGCUACAGUACUGGAUGGAGUAUCUUCUGAAGGUCUUGAAGAUCUAAAGUAUGAAAUGACAGCCUCCAAUAGGAGAAGGACAUCAUUCUCAUCUGCUGCUCGUCCCAAGAAAUCUUCACGUAUCUUAUCAGUGAAAAUAUACCCUGGAAUAACAGAUGAAAGGGGACAGUUAAUACCAGGAUUACUGGAGUAUUUGGCUGAUGGAGUCAUUCCUCUUCUCCAUUCAUACUACACUACAUUCUUUGAUCCUGAUGGCCUCAGCAAAGAAUCUGAAAAAUCUAAAGAAUUUGAAGUAUCGGCUAACAUUGCCAAGAGUUUAGCGCAUCUUAGUAAAGAGUUAAUAAAAGUCUUUUCAAGUCAAAGUUACAUUCAAAUGUACCAGGAGACACUGAAUAAACUCCUUGAGUUUGAUGAGAUUAAAGAAAGAGCAAGCCUUGAUGAGAAGAAGACUCUUGAAGUACAGGAGGCUCUGGAUAGUGUUGCUCUAAUAAAACCAUCGCGUCAUUCUUCUCGACGUGGAUCAAGUAAGAAACUAAACCAAGGACUUCAAAAACAGUUCACUGUUGAUUCACAAAUUGAAGAAGAAACUUCUGGUGAUGAUAUGAUUGAACAUUAUGAUGAACAACAAGAACUGAAUGAUUUAUUUAAUUCUUAUUCAAGGAACUAUCACUCAUCAUAUAUGGGACCAAACACUGCCAGACAUCAGAUAAACUCUCCAGUUGAAGAAAUUGAGUAUAGUGAUGAAGGCGAGGAGCUUCCACUGGGUCCAAGCUUUCAAAGACUUGUUCAUUUAUUUUUCAGUCCACAAAAUAAGGAAGUUAAAGAACAUUCAGAAAGACUUCUCUAUCAACUGGAGGUAUCAAGUAAAAGAACAGAGCAAUUAGGAGAGGCAGAACAAGUUAAACAGAACAUUCUUGAUGUCAGAUGUUUACAGCUAUUGAGGGCAUUGAUACAUAACCAGAUCAAGCAAAUAGACCCAGAACUGAAGGACAGAGACCCCAUCAAAUUCAGAGAGAAAAGUGAUACUUUGAUUGUACCAAUUCAAAACAGAAUCCAAGGAUUUGAUAAUGCAGUGAACAGAGUGAUUCCUUUACUAACACACAUUGAUGAAAGUAUAUCAAGAGAAGCACUGGCUCUUAUGAAGGCUCUGCUGUUCUCUGGUAAUGAAGAAUGUCAAGAUGGAAUAGCAAGAAGUGUUCAAGAAACAAGAGAAGAAAUAAUAUUUUUAGUUCUUAAGCAAAGACUAGAAAUAGGGAGUCUUAAUUACAGAGAAACAAAUGCUCUUAAAGCUCAGCUUGAUGAAAGGAAAGAACUGAAAAGAAAAAAUGAACCAGCAGCUACUACAAAGGAACAAACUUUGAGGAGAGACACCAGCACUGCUUCAAUGUCAAGGAAAGUUACAUUUUCCAAAGCUGAUGAGACUGUGAUUAUGAACCCGACCAGUAAAGAGGUAGCCAUUUCAAUGGAGACACUGGAUAGAGACGAAGAAGAAUUGUCAACUUUAAAAAGACCUAAAGCACUCUCUUUUGUUACUGAUGAUGAGGCAGGAGAGUCAUCAUGUAGUAAACCAGAGGGAGAGAAGGGAAAAGAAGUAGAAGUAUUGUCACAACAGUUGAUUGCCGAUGGACACUGGACUAACCUUGUACUAGAGGUAAUUGGACUUAUGUGUGAUGGACAGAACAGAACACUGCAGAACUACCUCAGGGAGCAACCUGAUAAUUUUAAAACUAUUAAUGUUGUAGCUGAGGUCACUGCAUUCCUUCAUGCUUACACUGCUGACUUCAGUCAAGGGAACCUAGCACAGAUUAGUCAGAUCCUCCAGGCUCUGGUUGAGAUGUGUGUUGGAAAUGUUGAGAACCAACAGGUUAUUUAUGAUAAACUGGUACUGGACCCCCUCAAUAGAAUACUGCAACUUCCUUUGGAUGAAAUGCAUAAAGACUGUGUAACUGAUGACCCUCAUAAGUGUACUACUUGUUCUUAUAUACUGGAGCUGAUUCAAGUUAAAGGCAGUGCUAUCGAGCUACUUGAUGUCAUGCUUGAGGAGAUUAAUCCACUGACUGCAACAGUUGCUAAAGGAAUUGGGUCAUCUCUUGAUGUAGACUCUGUAUUUUCGACAAUGAAACUAUUUUAUGAUUUGCAGUCUCACAGUUUAGUGAGGAAGCAGCAGAUGGAUGAUGAUUGUCAACGUGGACUCAAUAAAGCCUAUCAGGUCCUGGUGACACUCAUAGACUAUGGAACAAUACCAGUCAAGAGUAAAAGGGAAUUGAAGAAACUGGCAGAUAAGAGUUGUAGAGAUGCAGUGAAUGCAGCAGCUCAGCAUUCACAUUCAAUUGAGAUACACUACGAGGAGGAAGGAGCUAAGCCAAUGCUAGCUAGAGUACACUUUCCUUAUAAGGGAGAGCUAAGGGAGGAAGUGACUGAGUUGGUUCGUUGGAGUAUCAACAGAGACUCAAUGGAGGACAAGCAGAGAGCUCUCCUUGAUUUGAUGCCUGCUCUUAAAAGAGACGUACUUCAUCAGACAAAGUUAAAAGAUACCAAAAUAAUGAAGCCUUUCCUUGCCUUCCACUCCAUUCGUAGUAGACUAUUGAUGUUUGUUACAGUUCUACUGAACCUCUUCCUUCUCUUCAUAUACACUGUACCGCCUCAUGCAGUGGGAAACAACACUCCAUUCAGACCUGACUUUCCCCGUUGGUUCCAUCCUCUGUUCUUUGUUCUUGGAGCUAUUCAUCUGUUCCUGUCCCUUUGGAUUGUUGUGGAAUAUUUUGUCAUAAACUGGCCUCAUUUCAGGCUCCCUUCCUUUUGCUACACGCUAAGGGCUAAACUGGAGUAUGCUGUUUUGAAGGAGUCCAGUACUUAUCAGCCUCCAAGACUGAACUGUAUUGAUGUUGGGUUGUUUAGUAUAUCAACUCUUUACAUGUUCCUGUUCUUACUAUCGUCAAUACUGUCUCUGGCCUUCAGUGGAUACUUUUAUUGCUUUUGUCUCCUUUUCAUUAUUAUUGAUAAUGAUAUACUCAAGAGAGUCCUGAGAUCUGUCACUAAGAAUGGUAUUUCCUUGAUAUGGGUUGCUAUUCUUGGACUGAUUGUUCUCUUCAUUUAUGCUGUGAUUUCAUUUGCUCUACUUCAAAAUAAUUUUGAUCCUGAGAGCAGUCUUUACUGUUCUAAUCUUGGAGAGUGUACGUACUCUGUCCUUAGAUAUGGUCUGGUUGAUAACCUUGGAUUUGUUGUCCCUUUUCAAAAUGGAACUUCGUUUGAUCCUCCUUUGUUUUCUGGUAGACUCAUUUUUGGUCUGUCAUAUUUUGUGAUUGUCAGUACGAUUGGACUCAACAUUGUAUUUGGUAUAAUUGUUGAUAGUUUCUCUGAACUAAGAGAAGAAAGAAGCAAUAUUGAGGCUGAACAGAAAAGCAAGUGCUUUAUCUGUGACCUUCCCAGCUAUGACUUUGAGAGAAGAGCAAAGGGAUUUCACAAUCAUGUAAAGCAUGACCACAAUAUGUGGGACUAUGUCUAUUAUUCGUUGUAUCUUGAUAACAUUGACACUGGCGACCACAAUGCUAUUCAGAAAUAUGUUUAUGAGCUGAUUUCUGAAAAUGAUACUGGUUUCUUCCCUCAAGAAGAGGCUCGCUGCCUUUCAGGUGAAGUAGACACCACAGGAGAAAAGAUUGGAGAACUGCAAGAGAAAGUUGAGAGUAUCUUGCAGCAUUUCAGAGACAAGGAAUAUGCCAAGAGUGUUAAAGCAAAGGAAUUGGAUCAGAAGAAAUGGGAGCAAGAGGUCCAGCAGUCCUCAAUUACUCCACAGAUUAGUGUGGAUCAGUCUGUGACCUUUCGUCAUGGUCUGCCCUCUGGAAAGAGCAUGGAUUUUGGCUCUGGGCCUUUUUAAAAAUUUUAGUUUUUAAUAUGAACUUUUUAAAAUCUUUGUAGCAUUAUAAUAGAAUUAUAAAUCAUUUUAGUGUGUGUGUGUUUAUUUUUAUUUUUUUGAAAUCUUUACAUAGGCAGACAUUGA